AAUACCUCACUAAUAAGAAAUAGAGCAACACCCAUUGUGCUUCCUUUCUUUUACUAGAGAGAGUAGUCCAAGCCUCUAAAUAUCUUGAGGGCUUUGUGUUGGAUCUGAUGGUUGAGCCUUUGUUCUUUGCGAGCCUUGCCUUUCUCUUUUUUGCUCUGCUGUGGAGUUCUUUGAUGGUCUAUCUUCGCACCUGGCGCUUCUGGCGCUUUCUUCCUUCCACCUUCCUCUUGUACUCGACUCUUCCCCGAUCACUCCCCAACAAAGGCUUGCUCGUCUUCGUCAUAGUCCAAACUCUUUCUCGUGUGACUGUGGUGCUUUCUUGAGCGAUGACUUGGGAGGGUUCCGGUCACCCCUACCCGGGCAGACAACCUCCCUCAUUCACAUCAGAAAUGGCAAAGAUUCCAUUUUGGAAAGUCAAUCUCUUUUUGUAUAGAUAUAAAAUAGCAAAAGUACGGUUCGGAGUCUUUUCUUUCUUAUUUGAAAUCCAAAUCGAAAUGCCUCAACUUGAUAAAUUAACUUAUUUCUCACAAUUUUUCUGGUUAUGUCUUCUCCUCUUUACUUUUUAUAUUCUCUUAUUUAAUAAUAAUAAUGGAAUACUUGGAAUUAGUAGAAUUCUCAAACUACGGAACCAACUGCUUUCGCGCCGGGGGGGCGAGAUCCGGAGCAAGGACCCUAAGAAUCUAGAAGAUAUCUCAAGAAAAGGUUUUAGCACCGGUCUCUCAUAUAUGUACUCCAGUUUAUCCGAAGUAUCCCAAUGGUGUAAGACCGUCGACUAUUUGAGAAAAAGGAGGAAAAUCACUCUGAUCUCUGAUUUCGGAGAAAUAAGUGGCUCACGAGGAAUGGAGAGACAGAUUCUCUAUUUGAUCUCGAAGUUCUCAUAUAACACUUCUUCCAGUCGGAUCACUUGUUGGAAAAACAUAAUGCUCACACAUGUUCCACACGGGCAAGGAAGCAUAGUAUUAUGAUGAAAAUGAAUGGAAUACUCGGCAGAAUUGUCAUAUUCCUAUUAAUGAUUGUGACAGCUUUUAUAGGAUACGUACCACCUUGGGGUCAGAUGAGCUUUUGGGGAGCAACAGUAAUUACAAGCUUAGCUAGCGCCAUACCAGUAGUAGGAGAUACCAUAGUGACUUGGCUUUGGGGUGGUUUAUCCGUGGACAAUGCCACCUUAAAUCGUU
Molecule: messenger RNA, 1175 nt
Organism: Triticum aestivum (bread wheat)
Lineage: Eukaryota; Viridiplantae; Streptophyta; Magnoliopsida; Poales; Poaceae
Product: putative ATP synthase protein YMF19
Exons: 1
Coding region: 327-965 (212 amino acids)
Cellular component (GO): mitochondrion; membrane
Source: RefSeq, a predicted model, not a curated record